AUGGAGGACCCCAACGCGACCGUCGAUUCUGCGUUGCGUGAGGCCAUAACUGACCAGGACGUCGACGCGGUCCGGCGGCUCCUUGCGACGCCGGGCUACCGGUUCCCCGCAACGCCUACCGCUGUGUUUAGCCUCCUUGCUGCGCAAAGUGUGACAGUCGGCCACGGCCAGUCCGCGCACGCCGACCCGCCCAGCGUGUGUCGCCGCCGAGGGCAGGACAUGCUUCUCGCGCUUGUCGCGGCGUGCGACGAGGACGCGCUGUGCCGGCGGACGUUACAUAGGAAGUAUGUGGAUCUGGAUUGCGACGAGGCGGUGACCAAGGUAAAAAAAGAACUGAUAUUUCCUGGCAUAACGGCUUUGCAUCACUUUGCGUGGAACGGCGAUGUAGAGGCCGUCCAGACGAUACUCGAUUUACCGCAGUGCACGGCGCGCGUUUUGAAUACCGGAACUGGGGAACACGAAAAACACGACGUUAUUCCUGAUAGGAACGACGAUGAUCGCGUGACAGCACUCCACGUGGCGUGCGCCAUUGGGCGACCUUCGGUGGUCCGCGCCAUUCUACGCGACGGUCGCGCUGAUUUGACGCUUGUAAGUGUAGAUGAAGUCGCGUCAACAACCAUUGUCUUCGCGCUGGAUUCGCUGAGACUUUCUGUCAGCUCUACUACCAAAUUUGUCCCCCGGUUACUUGUGGACUGCGUCCGAGCGCUACUCACGAAAGAUCCUCGGCUCGCGGACGUCUUCUACACAGUGUCCCCAGGAGUGUUUCGACACGCGGUGAAAAAGGCAAGCCAGUUAGCCUGCCUCGAGGUGCUGUAUUUGAUGCUCGCUGCUCUCCCCAAGAUAAACCGACUCGAGCCGGUCUUGACCCGCGGAGAGCUAGAGGGGAACGAAGACUUUCAGAAAGAACUUUCGGAGACAGGACUCGAGGGUCUUCUAGCCCGCGUCGGUUGGGGGCACUACUCUCGCUCGGACCCAAACCGACCGCGCGAUGGCACGUGGCCGUGCACGGUGUUUCUGCUCGAGUGCGUCAACGCCGGGUCGUUCAAAGCGUGGCGCGCGGAGAAGGCGCGCGAGAUGCUGUUUCUACGACGGCUCUUCACCAGACAGCAUCGUCGCGCGUCGUGCGCCGACCUGAGCUUGACGCACCGCCUCUUCCUCCUCCGCGACGACGCGCUCUUCCUCAGGUGCCUCGAGUACUGUUGGUUCCUGGACCCGUGGAAACGGUAUCCCAGCGAGACGGAUUACCGCCGCGCCUUCGGAGCUGCUGACACAGAGCCUGAAUCCUAG
Pelagomonas calceolata is the source of this 1287-nucleotide messenger RNA. NCBI's taxonomy places the organism in Eukaryota, Pelagophyceae, Pelagomonadales, Pelagomonadaceae. The record is from the annotation of a GenBank genome assembly.